AAAUGUAUGACAUGUAUGUCACGUCAUGUGUCUGUCACUGGGCCUAAAAUGGCGACUGUUGAUGUAAGUGGCUCUGAUGCAGUGUGUUACUGCAGCCAUUAUCUGGAACUACAGCGGCUAUUGGCUACCGGUGAAAACAGCGGAGGAAACCGGUCUGCUAAGAUUGCUUCUGUAGGUGGAUGUGAUCAUCUACCCUCCCGGCCAAUCAAAACAGUCUUGUCUCUGAAGAGAGUGAAGAUGUAGAGCAGUGCUUUUCACUCAACACGGCAAUUUCAACAAGAUGACACCUCCGAAGCUUGUCUUCUAUCUGACAUGCCUCUUCUUGGUGGAAUUUGCUCAGAUGAAUCAUCUGAAACAACCCAGGAAUUUGCAUCAAGAGAAAGGAUUUGUAUCUGCUAAAGUUGGAGACGCGUUGAUUUUGCGAUGUGUUCAUGACAGUGAUGCUACAACGUAUUACUGGUACAAGCAACAACUGGGACAGAAGCUACAGCUGAUCGCUAAUACCUAUAAAUUUGACAAAAAUGGAACUUUUUAUGAUGAGUUCAAGGACAAUCCACGCUUUACACUGGAAACUAAAGUUGGUAUAAACUACUUACAGAUUUCCAACAUACAAAUCACCGAUACAGCAACUUACUUCUGUGCAAGUGGUCUUUCAUAUAUGUUUGAAUUUGGAGAGGGUACCAAAGUCAUUGUAAAGAGUCAAGGUUUGAGCAUCAAAGCUUUAGUCCAGCAGUCUGCUUCUGAAACCAUCCAGCCUGGAGGCUCUGUGACUCUAAACUGUACAGUACACACUGGGACCUGUGAUGGAGAACGCAGCAUUUACUGGUUCAAAAAAACAGAAGAAUCUCAACAUCCAGGACUCAUUUACACCCAUGGAGGCGGGAAUGAUCAGUGCGAGAGAAAAACUCAAACUCAAACUAACACCUGCGUCUACACCCUGCCGAUGAAUGGUCUAAAUCUGUCUCAUGCUGGGACCUACUACUGUGCUGUUGCCUCAUGUGGACACAUACUGUUUGGAAAGGGGACAAAACUGGACUUUGAACGGGAGGUGGAGUCAUGGCGUUUAGUGUAUUUUUUGGGUGGUGCUUUGAUAGUCAUCAUGAUUCUUUCUGGCUUUCUGGCUUUCCUGAUAUGCAAGAUGAAUGGGAGAAACUGCUGCCAAUAUUCAGAGUCUCAUGUAGGACAGUCAUCUCCCCACACAACCAAUGCAGAGCAGGGUUACCGAGAUGCAGACAGCCUGCAUUAUGCUGCUUUACGUGUAAACCAGACAAAACAAUCAAGAAGACUUAAGGAUGACGCCAUGAGUGAAUGUGUGUACUCCAGUGUAAAGCAAUGACUGUCUCUUUCUUUCUUUAGAGUUGUGACAGAGAAGUAGUUGUACAUUUUUGAUUUUAAAAACGUUUUCUGAGUAAUAUGUGUAUUUCUUUGCUCUCUCUGUCUGUUUUUGUUUGUUUUUGUUUGGAAUUCCAAGAUGGAUCCUAAUAUGAUUCCUUUACAGUCAUUUAUAGACUUGACAGAUGAAAUAUAUCACAUAUUUCUUGAUUUUGAUGCACUUCAUAUAAUGCUCUGGAAUUCUUGCCAUGUGUUUAAGGACAAA
This is a messenger RNA of Oreochromis niloticus (Nile tilapia), 1597 nucleotides long. RefSeq lists its product as uncharacterized. The record is from RefSeq and is a predicted model, not a curated record. Gene Ontology annotation, biological process: response to bacterium. The coding region runs from base 281 to 1336 and encodes 351 amino acids. NCBI's taxonomy places the organism in Eukaryota, Metazoa, Chordata, Actinopteri, Cichliformes, Cichlidae. The transcript has 6 exons.